AUGGUCAUCCCUUGGCCCUUCCACACUUGGGAGCUUGAUUUGGUGGGACUAGUCAAUCCACCAUCAUGCGGAGACAUAUGGAUCCUAGUGGCUAUAGAGUAUUUCACCAAAUGGGCAGAAGCAGUACCACUCUAUAAAGCCACGAAAGGAGCAGUAGCAAAAUUCAUCAAAGAGAACAUAAUUGUCAGGUUUGGGGUAUCCCAUAGGAUCAUCAGUGACAAUGACACACCCUUUGUCAACAACGAUGUAAGGAAGAUGCUAGAGUUCUACCAAGUUAAGCACUAUCGGUCAUCACCCUAUUACUCUCAAGGGAAUAGGCAUGCAGAGGCAACAAACAAGACCCUCAUAAAGAUCAUCAGCAAAAUGAGCCAAGAAUAUAUGGGAGGAUGGGCGACGUAUCUAUCAAACGCUCUUUGGGCUUACAGAAAAUCGCCAAAGUCAGCUACAGGGUUUUCACCUUUUUCUUAG
This is a messenger RNA of Quercus robur (English oak), 468 nucleotides long. RefSeq lists its product as uncharacterized. Gene Ontology annotation, biological process: DNA integration. The transcript has a single exon. Bases 1 to 468 code for a protein of 155 amino acids. Lineage: Eukaryota; Viridiplantae; Streptophyta; Magnoliopsida; Fagales; Fagaceae. The record is from RefSeq and is a predicted model, not a curated record. Gene Ontology annotation, molecular function: nucleic acid binding.